ACGAUCGUAAAAAGCGAGGCGAUCGAGGUGUCAACGACGAGGCGAGGCACCGUUCAGCCUGGAGGUUUCGUAUGACGUUUACGUCACGCCCGCUUGACAUUUCGUGCUCGACGCGCGAGUUUCGCGACCGUAUAUAUAAAAAUACAAGGUUACCAUCGGCAGCUUCGUCGAACAAACCACGACGAGGGAAAAUUCGCGACUUUUCUUCCGUGAUGUUUUGAUCACGCUCGCCGUUUCCGUACUCUCUCUUUUUCCGCUUCCCUGUCAUCGGAGGAUGUCCUGCGACGCCGUCUCGUCGCCGAAGACGUGACCCCGUCCCCAGGAUUUAUUUGAGUUUUUGCCGGAAUCCCGAGGAAAAGUGCCAGGCCUUCCGAGGGGUUUGUUAUGUUGCGCUCGUCAUCUCGCGAUAGGUGCGGAAAGUUCAUGGACACACGUAUAUGAUUCUGUCUGUGCACACUACACUGCAUAAUUGCUCAAGAAAUUAUCUGAUGCAUGUUGAUAAUGACCUGUGUGCUGUUCGACAACAGUGAGGAGAAUACACUGUGAUGGGGUGGGUGAUAUCCACCGCAGCAUGCAUUUUCAUAUGGAGUUGCUUGCUGCGGAGCAUCAAUCUGGCUCCGCAGCCAUCUCCAAAGCAAGUGCCGUGCGAUAAGACAAGGAAAGUCUUCACAGACUCAUGGGGAAUUAUCAGCGAUGGACCUAUGGGUUCAAAUUAUACUCAAGAUUCCCACUGCGAGUGGCUCAUUAAAGCUAAUCAUAGUCGUCAAUUUAUUACAUUGAGUUUCCGGACUAUGGGUACAGAGUGCAGCUAUGACUAUGUAUUUGUUUACGAUGGAGAUUCCUUUCGUUCCCCCCUUCUGGGUAGCUUUAGUGGCAAAACAGAGCCUCAACAAGUGACAUCAUCAUCCGGUUAUAUGUUGAUAUUAUUAUAUAGUGACACAAACUACGUCCUAGAUGGUUUUCACGCAGAAUUUUCAGUAACGGAUUGCCCGAACAAUUGCACUCAUCAUGGAAAGUGCAUCAACAAUACAUGUUUUUGCGAAAACGAUUGGGGAGGUAAAGACUGUUCUCGAGCACUCUGUCCAAACAAUUGCAGUGGCGCCGGUAUCUGCGGCUUAAAAAGAUGUGAAUGCAAUAGUGGAUAUUCCGGACAAUCUUGUUCUUUGCAUAAAACGCAUCCAGAAGGAAAUCGAUGGCAUUGGCUUUCUCAUUCGGAAAGUGGACUAAGACCACGCGCAGCUCAUACGGCAGUCUACGUUCAGGAAACGGAUUCACUUUACGUUUUCGGCGGCUACGAUCUUAACUAUAUUCUCAGCGACUUGGAAGUGUACAGGUUUAGUACAAGCCAAUGGGAAGAUGAAUACGGGAAUGUAUUAGAAGGUGCUGUAUCCGCCGAAUAUCUGGAUCCUAUGUUGAUCGCUACCGAAUUACGUAAUCCUGGCGCCAAGGAGAUAUAUGGCCUACCGACGUCAUCUUUAAUCUGGAAAGUCCUUUAUAGCAUCAAGGAUAAUAAUACUUUCAGUCUGUUCGAUCGGACCGCUAACGGCAGUCGUGAACACGGCACGCGAGAAUUCCGGAACUUGCCUAAGGUGAACGAGAAAAGUAGAAGCACCAUUAGGAUCGAUAGGAACGACGAUCCCAGGAGAAAGCAUCCGCGAAAUAUAAAACCACGAUAUUCGCAAAUGUCGACAAGAUAUCGCAGAAAUUUAGAAAACUUAUAUCGAGAACAUGAUGCAACAGACGUACAAAACGACAAUGCGAAAUGGGAGGAACAGGUGGUAGCAGGGCCCGCUGAAGAUAAUAUAUUCAUGCAAGAAUUUAUAGAUCCAAAAUUAACCACGAGCGAGUCACUGAAAGAGGAAGUUACAGAACCAACUAUUAAUGAGUUACCCAAACCGGGUCCUCGAUAUGGUCACGCUGCGUGUAAAUAUCAAGAUGGUUUUGUAAUCUAUGGAGGAAAAGUAUCGGAAGAAGACGGUUCUGUGUCGAAUGAACUGUGGCAUUACAAUGUAAACAAGCGUACAUGGACUUUACGUGCUAAAAAUUCUCCUUUCUAUCCGCCCAGACUCACAAGACAUACUUUAACUCUGGCAGGCGAUUACAUCUAUUUGUUCGGAGGCAGCACUCUUGAUGGAGAAUUUUCGUCCAGACUUUAUAAAAUCAAAUUAAAUUUAUCGGAUUCUACGGCAACCAGCGAAAGGUGGAUAGAGGUGCGACCUCGAGGUGGUAAGGAACUCGAUGUACGCGUGGUGGCGCACUCGACUGUGUACCAUCGCGCUACCAAUUCCUUGCUGGUAUAUGGCGGUGUAGUUGCUAGCGUUGCCCGUUUCAGUAAAUUAUCGGAUCGAAUGUUUGUUUUUCAAUUUGACAGAAAAGUUUGGUCUGAGAUUCAUUAUCCGAGGGCACACUUACGAGAUACAUACGUACCAAGAGAACGCGCAUUUCACACGUGUAAUAUCAUAGGAAAUUAUCUAGUGGUAUUCGGUGGAUAUUCUCAUAGACAUAACAAAGAGGAGAUCUGUUAUGACAAUCAAAUGUAUCUUUAUCAUCUCGGUUGUCAUGCUUGGGUGAGCCACGAUGUGCUAGGCUUAAACGAUAAAGAUUCUCGUUAUCCUAAGCAACAGGGCGUAUUCGCACACGCAGCGGAUGUACGUAAUGGAAAUAUCCUGUUGCUCGUCGGUGGAUAUCACGGCAACGUAAAUGCCGAUCUUCUCGCAUACACUUUGCCGCCUAUGUUGGCGCCGGGAAAUGAGGAUUAUAUCGAACCGGAACAGAUUUGUUCAAGACAUAAGAGUUUGAUGGAGUGCGCGGCAAAUCCUGAAUGCGGCUGGUGUUCUGCAGACGAGAUAUGUUAUGGUCGUACAAUAGGUAGCAAUUGUACAACGAAUCUUCAAACGACGCGCUGUCCAGGAGUUUGUCCCGCUUUAGGCGACUGUCAUUCUUGCUUAAUACACGGUCAACCCGGUGGCGGCUGGGGUACAAAUUUUCGCGGCAGGAAAUCCGUUUCGAACAAGCUUAAUCUAGGUACGUGCACGUGGUGCGUCCAGAACGCUCGCUGUCAUCACAAGGACGACAAUUAUGGCGUAUGCGGUUUGCGGGAUGAUACGCCCUCACAAAUACCAGGCUGGUGGGGUUCGAAAGGCACAGAGAUUACCAAGGUCGAGGAAUGUCGAGAGAUGGAUAGAAGGCCGGGUCUAACCUUCCUCAAAUACAAGCCGCCAGCGAAUUACAGCCAGCCUGACUCGGUUGCUAUAGUAAAUGCGACCACGGUCGAUUUUAUGCCGUCGCAAGGCGCGAAAACAGAGACGGCGUUGGGUGGCGAUAUGGUUGCUAGAUUGACCGGUUUCCUCAGACCGCCGAAUUAUUUUUGGGAUAGCGCGGCAGAGCAGUUGAAAAUCUGCAUCGGUUACAAUAGCGCGACGCUUCACGUAUCGCGAAACGAUGAUCCCGAUAAGCUGGAGCUGGUCGCCAAUUUCACUGCAGAAACAUCGCAAUGUAUACCAAUAAAAUGGUCGGAUGGACAUCCGAUGGAGCUACAACCAGGUCGUUAUCUGUUGAACUUCGAAUCGAAAAGAACGGUGACUGCAAACAACUAUCCUCAUGCAAGUAAAAUGGAAAUCACACACAAUAAAAAAAUGGAAAAUGCAAAAGUCUUUACAUUCGAAUAUCUAGAGCCGUAUCAAAAUGGUUCUUGCCAUCAGUAUAGCAAUUGCCUGCACUGUCUAACGGAUUCUUCGUGUGGUUGGUGUGACAUCACUUACCAGUGUUUACCGCGUUCGGCUAACGAGACAGAGAGUUGUGCGGCAGAUGUGGAUUGGAACGAGCGGGGCGAACCGAUACGCGAAUGGCAUUAUUUGACGAUCACGCCAUCGACAUGCGCCAACUGCUCCAACUAUAUUUCUUGUGAGUCGUGUGUAAGCACUAAACUGUGCGAAUGGUGGACGGAGGAAGCAAAAUGUGCACGGAUUGGCCGAGUGAAAGGCUCUGCGGUAAGUCUGGAGGAAUGUCCGAUCCCAUGUCGGCAACGCUUCAAUUGCACUCAGUGUCUGGACGAGCGUGGUAGGUGCGUAUGGUGUGAAGCCACACGCGAAUGCUUUUCCUUCUCCGUGUACACAUCUGAGUAUCAAUUCGGCCUGUGCCGGGAAUGGAUGGAUCAGGCAGGUCUCAUGGGUGUUACAUCACGCAGUUCAUCGUUGACUGGCAACGAUCAGUGCAAAAGCUGCAGCCGGCAUUCAAAUUGCUCAAGUUGCUUACACUCGCUCAGUUGUGGAUGGUGCUACAGCUUGGAAAAUCCCAUCACUGGGGUAUGCGUACAGGGUGAUUUCAAUCAACCACAUGUCAAUUGCAGCGUGGUCAUCAACGAGGAUCGAAACAGUAGUCUAAAAGCAGACGAAUCCGGUUGGGCGUACGCGCAAUGUCCAGAUGUAGACGAAUGCGAUCUUGGUCUUCACGAUUGUCAUCCCGACGCACUUUGCACCAAUACGCAUGGCAGCUUUAGCUGCCAAUGCAAGCGCGGUUUCAACGGCGAUGGCAAGGAAAACUGUACCAAAACUUGUUACGAAAGAUGUGUUAAUGGAUAUUGCAGCGAAGCACCGGACUACAAAUGCGAAUGCAACCUCGGUUGGACUGGGCCUGAUUGUCGAACCAACUGCGGCUGUUACAAUCAUUCCACGUGCAUGCAGGGACCAGGUAUUUGCGACGAGUGUCAAGAUUGGACCACCGGGCGCUACUGCGAGGAAUGCAAGGCGGGCAGUUAUGGGAACGCAACAAUGCCAUUGGGCUGCCGCGAAUGUGACUGCAACGGACACGGUGACAUUGAGCUCGACGUGUGCGAUCGACAGACCGGGAUGUGCUUCUGCCGUGAUAAUACCGAAGGCGACAAGUGCCAGCGUUGUAAACGCGGCUAUUACGGCGAUCCACGCGAUGGCGGAAUGUGCUAUUACGGCUGCAUGUCACGGGGUAUGCUGGGUGGCGUGGAAAACCGCAAGCAGGGUCUUGGUAGUCGACAUUCCCAAUCUUCGCUUUGGAGAAGCUACGCGGGUGACUCGAGCGACACGCCGACAAGAGAAUGUCUUUGGAUCGUCAGUCCGGAAGUUAAUCUUUCGUCAGAUGCGACUAUACCGACGAUUCAGAGUGUAAUACAAUUUACCAUUCUUGAGGACAUUAACGUGAGUUGCCAGGAGAACAGCGUGUACGUGUAUGAUGGUCUGCCGGAAUUUGUCUCAUCUACCGGUGGUCACCAGAGCCAAUUACUAGGCGUAUACUGUACGGAAAGUACUGACUAUCCGGUGACAGUGGAGGCUAAGUCCGGCUUUUUGACGGUGCACUACAAACAAUUAGACGAGGUCUUCAACGAAGGCUUCAAUGCAAGCUACAUAGUGAUGACAUGUAAUAAUUGCCCGGGGAAUCGCGAAUGUCGAAACGGUAACUGUCUCUGCAAAUCCGGAUAUGUCGGCAUCGAUUGCGACGUUGAGAUAUGCCCGAACAACUGUACCGCCUCGAAAAAACAAGGUGUCUGCGACAAAGGAUACGGCCGCUGCGUUUGCAUAUCGGAUUAUGGUGGUCGUGAUUGUUCCAUUCAACUCAAGGAUUAUCAGUUGAUCUUCACAGAGCUAUUUAACUCGGAAUAUUUGGCCGAUCAUCUGGAUCAUUUGAGAAAAACGUUGCCGCGCUUCGGACACAGUCUGGUGGCCGAUCGACGCGGCAGUCUGUGGAUGUUUGGCGGCUACUCGCUUAGUCACGGACCCUUGAAUGACAUCAGACUCUUCGAUACAAAAAACAACACCUGGAUGCCGGUAACAGUCGAGUCUACUUCAGAAUCUACGUCCAUGCCGCAAGGUCGUUACUUUCACGCCGCUGAAAUCGUGCAUAGUAGGCAGCAGAUCUACGUGUAUGGUGGUCUAUCGAUGAAAGACGAGGAUGUGCAGGGACUGUCGAACAAUACUCUCAGCGACUUUUGGAAGUUUAGUCUGCAGAAUCAGCGAUGGAGCCAGAUCGUGCAAGAUGAGAAGAAGGAAUCGCUACCGCUAGCCGGUCAUACGUUGACUCUUCGUAGAGACGGAGAGUCGGAGAGUUUGAUUCUAAUUGGUGGUUUCAGUCCCAAAUACGGAUACCUGGACACCGUUAGAGAAUUUAAUCUGGAAACGGAAACUUGGGAUAUAGUGGAUACUAAUGGGAAUGGACCUCUAGGUAUUUAUGGUCAUUCUACGGUGUAUCAUAGCAAGUCAGAUAGCUUCUACAUCUUUGGUGGCUACACGUACGCAAUGAAUAGGACGUUCAUCUCGAACAAAUUGUACUCUCUGAAUUAUAAGACACGGAUGUGGUCGGUAUUACCACCAUUUGAGGACGAUUUUACCGAUGGCAAUAGCUUGCCACAAGCUAGAUUUUUGCAUUCCGCGGUCACGACGGACGAAUAUAUGGUGAUAUUUGGUGGCCGACAAAAUCCUCACAACACCUCGGACUCGCUAAUAGCGUAUAAGUAUUCCUGCAAUCUGUGGAUACGUUUGAUAACGAGAGAUAUGGAAACAAUCGGCAGUUCGCCACCCCCGGCUUACGCUCAUGCGAUGACUCACGCUGAUCCGGAAUCGAAUGCUAUUUACGUUGUCGGUGGCUUCGAUGGCGGCAUAAAAAGUCACGUCACGUUGAUCAACAUACCGGAAGAUCUGUGUAAACUGUGGAAAGACAAAAUCACAUGCAGAAAAUACUUUGGCUGCUCAUUUUGCGCCGUCACCACCAUUGAUAACAUCAAUAACACGUUCUGCUUCUCGAACGAAGUUUCGAGCAAUCGUGAUGACAAAUGUGACAUCAACGUUAUUCAAGCGCAACGAUCGAACGGAAUAUUCUGCAACUCGGAUUGGAUGGCUACCAGAAAGUGUCAAAGCUUCAAAACUUGCACUGAAUGUCUGGCGGAAUGGCCGUAUUACAAAGAAGACCAGCCGGUCUGCAAAUGGUGCAUCAAUUGUCCGCAUGGUAUCUCAACUAAAUGUAUCCCAUUCGACCGAGAUUGCGACGAACAGACACAAGGGCCAGAUAAGUCAUCAUGCAAAUCGGUCACCAGUGUGAAUCAAUGCAAGGAACUCAAAUGUUCGGCGAGCGACUGCAAGAAGUGUAACGAUAUUGACAAUUGCGAAUGGACGAGGCAGGUGCUGAAAACCGAGCUGGGACCAACAUUGUCAGCAGAACCCGUCUACGACUGGAAUUGCGCGCCGGUCGAUAUCUUUGAGCGGUCCAGCAUCAAGCUGAUUAGUACAAAGUGCGAUAAAAGAUGUUCCGAACAUAAAGAUUGUAGGAGCUGCUUGAAAGGUACUGGUGCUGAAGGCGGAUGGAGCGAAUGUAGAUGGUCUACGCGAUUGAACGAAUGCAUCUCACCAUCAUACCAACCACUUUACUGUGCCGGCGGCGUUUGUGGUUUGGUAUUGCGUAACGCGGAUAUGGAUCAUUGCCCGGAGCCAUGCUCGGUUUUCAAGCAGUGCAGUACCUGCCUGAAACACUCGCACUGUGGCUGGUGCUCCCUGGAUUCUGCUGACAUAACCGGUCAAGGGAUAUGCACGGAAGGAUCACUCGAAGCGCCGACCGAUCAUCCAGCGGGCGGUACCUGCGAGAUGCUCUAUCAUCAACAUUUCCCGGGGACCGAAACGUCAAUUAUCACCACGACAUUGCAUUCCACAGACUUUCUAGAGUCGCAAGACAAUAACAUCACGUUGUCAUCAUCGUUAUCAUUACUUAACCGCUCGACCGUAACACCAGAGUUCUCGUGGCACUAUGUCCGCUGUCCGCCAGAAAACGAGUGCGAAAACGCACAUCACUCUUGUUCACCGAAGAGCGAGAAGUGUUUCGAUCUGGAAGAGGGUUUCGAAUGCAAAUGCGGAGACGGAUACAAGACUGAAACUACCAGCGAUUUAAGUAAAAAGAUCUGCGAGCCAAUGUGCACGCAGGGUUGCGUGAGAGGCACAUGCGUCGAGCCAGAUUCGUGUCUUUGCGAUUUUGGUUACGUAGGCGCCAACUGUUCCAUCCAGUGCCAGUGUAAUGGCCACAGCAAAUGUGACGGACCGGACAAGCUCGAUUCUUGCACACAUUGUCAUAAUAACACAAUGGGGGCCCAAUGCGAAAAGUGCUUGCCGCUGUUUGUCGGCAAUCCUGCGGACAAUGGUCAGUGCGUGCCGUGUCUCGAGUACUGCAACGGACACACGAGAAUCUGCAUCAACGAGAGUAUGACUGUGCCCGAUCCAAUCGCGGUGCAAAAGAUGUCGGAAGAGAUGUUGAAUAAACAGAUAGGCGAGGGACCGAUGGCCAAGGCCAAAUGCAUCAAUUGCGGCAACAAUACCAAGGGCGACAAAUGCGGCGAGUGCAUGACCGGUUUCUUCCGCGGCACAGAAGAUCUGCGUGAUGUAUGUCGACCGUGCGAAUGCCACGGUCACGGCUUCACGUGCGACCCUGUGACCGGCGAGAAAUGCAACUGCGGUAACAAUACGGAAAGCGAACCGUCCUGCAUCAGCGGUCCCAUGAAAGGCACGAACACGGGCGGCACUCCGUGCUGGAAGGUGCAAUGCAGCAAAUGCAGGGAGAACUACGCUGGCACGCCGACGAUGGGUCAUCAGUGUUACAAGACCGUCACGGUUGACAAUAAAAUGUGUUUCGACUCGAAAUUGAUAGACGAAUGCAAAAUGAAGCCGAAGCCCUUGAAUCCUGGCCAGACUGUUUUCUAUAUGGUACAGCCUCGAUUUAUGAAUGUGGACAUCAGAGUGAUGGUAGAUGUUACUCAAGGCGCCUUGGAUUUAUUCCUGAGUCCUCGAGAUGAUUCCUUUGUCGUCACUUUGAACUCAUCGACCGGAUAUCAAGACGUCGAGUUGGAUAGCAGAUUUAGAUGGCGACCUGAUCAUUCUGAUACGUGGUUGGAGGAACAAUUCAACAGUAAGCUCCGAACCGUCGAGUUUCAUUCUCACGGUUUCGGCGCGGUGAACGGUACCACCACGGAACCAACGUGGAACACCGGGCCGCAAUAUUUCGUGAUGGAGCGCUACGCAGAAAACUUGGCCACCUUUCUGACAAUCAACAAAAGAAAUACGUUCCUAGUGAUACGUAAUCUGACAAAUCGAUUGGUGCUGACAUUGCCACAGGAUAAACACGAGCUCGGCCAGACCAAGUUCCACAUUGCGUUACGAGCGAUCGAACCGUCGAAUCCGGAACUGAAUAGCCGCGCCGCCUAUGGAAUGAUUUUCUUUCGACAAGAUCAGCUGCACAUCGACCUAUUCGUCUUCUUCUCGUGUUUCUUCUCCUGUUUUUUCCUAUUCUUGGCGGCAUGCGUGGUCGCGUGGAAAACGAAACAGGCGGCGGACGUGCGCCGCGCUCGGCGUCGUCAUGUUGUCGAAAUGCUGCACAUGGCGAAGCGGCCGUUCGCCUCGGCAACGAUAAUCUACGACCGAGAUGGCGGCGAGUGUAGCCCGAGCUCGCCGCAGCGCAAGGGCAGACGCGGCAAGCAUGUCAACUUUCAUAGCGAUGUGAGACCGGUCGCUGUCGAACCCACCGAUGACAGCGUCGCCGCGGUAGCCACGGUGUUCAUUAGGUUACCCGGUGGUCGCCAAGCACCUGUCAAAUUGGCUUUGGGCAGCUCGCUCAUACUCUUAACCAGAGUCUAUCCUGUCAACAGCCGAGUGUUCUUAAGGCGUAGAAAUAGCCAUGCGACGAACUGAGCCUGCGUCACAGUGGAAUCUCGAUCUCGACAAUCUUCGAGUUCCACAUCACGAAUAUCAGUCUUUUCAUCGUUGAACUCUUCCGGGACAUCGUUGAUGAGAGUUUCCGAUGUUUGAGCAUUCUAUCUUGAAUUAAAAUAGCUAUAGUAGAGUCUGGAUUAAUUGAUGAUCCUAAGAAAUUGUAUAAUAAUCCAUUUAAUGGGCUAUUUCUUCUUUUUAGGACGCAGUUUUAAUGCGCUAAAGAUAACAUACAAGAUGUAACAUAAUCGAGUUAUAACGUAAACUUUAACAAAAUACGUUAAUAUACUUUACUUUAAUUGCAACAUCUCCGAUAUAUCACAUAAUUUUAUCGGCUUUUAUUCGGAAACUGUUCUCUUUUAUUGGUCGCAUUCAGUGGAUUGAACAGUUGGGCGACUAGGUUUUCAUAUAUAUUAUAUAUAUAUAUAUAUAUUCGGAAAAUCUAUAUAAUAUAUGAAAAAAAUCUAUGUAAUAUAUGAAAAAAAUCUAGCGUUGAAUCCCCAUUUGAAGUCGUUGAAUGCGGCUAUUGAUCUCAUCGCAUACGCGUAUUAUUAAUUGGCAACAGA
Messenger RNA from Camponotus floridanus (Florida carpenter ant), 10273 nucleotides. RefSeq names its product multiple epidermal growth factor-like domains protein 8 (gene Megf8). The transcript has 16 exons. Lineage: Eukaryota; Metazoa; Arthropoda; Insecta; Hymenoptera; Formicidae. Gene Ontology annotation, molecular function: calcium ion binding; protein binding. The record is from RefSeq and is a predicted model, not a curated record. The coding region runs from base 546 to 9689 and encodes 3047 amino acids.